AUGGAUGUGUUCAAAGAGGAACUGAAUGAUGAACUCCUGUCAGAAAUUUGCCGUAUCAAAUCAAAUGGUUCUCCAUUAUCCAAGUUGGGUGCUUUAGAAAAAGGUGGAUACCAAGUGUUCGAUGAUUCCGAGUCAAGAAAGGUAACCGAAGAAAUUGCAGAACGUCUGGGCAAAUCUACAGGCUUAGCUGUUGUGGAUUGCUCAGCGACCAUGGAUACAAUUKAAAUAUUGAUCAAGGCAGUUGACUUGGGUUGCUGUGUUGUCCUGGCAAAUAAGAAGCCUCUUACUUCAACAAUGGAACAUUAUGAUAAAUUGGUUUUGCAUCUGCGACGCGUCCGCCAUGAAUCCACUGUUGGUGCUGGGCUUCCUGUCAUCGCAUCCAUGAACCGCAUAAUUUCAUCUGGAGACCCUGUUCAUAAGAUUGUCGGUAGUUUGAGCGGUACCUUGGGAUAUGUAAUGAGUGAGCUUGAAGAUGGCAAGCCUCUAAGCCAAGUUGUUCGAGCUGCCAAAACGUUGGGGUACACUGAACCAGAUCCACGCGACGACCUCAGUGGUAUGGAUGUUGCUAGAAAGGCUUUGAUUCUUGCUCGACUUCUUGGGAAGAGGGUAGUUAUGGAUAGCAUAAAGAUAGAGAGCUUGUACCCCGACGAAAUGGGACCUGGAGUCAUGUCUGUGGAUGAUUUCCUCAGUAAUGAAAUAGUAAAACUUGAUCAGAACAUCGAGGAGAGAGUUAAAAGAGCUUCGUCAAACGGGUGUGUGCUUCGUUAUGUUUGUGUGAUCGAGUGCUCAAGCGUUCAAGUUGGCAUUCGAGAAGUUUCAAAAGAUUCGCCAUUGGGACGACUAAGAGGCAGUGACAAUAUAGUAGAGAUAUAUAGCCGUUGCUACAAGGAGCAGCCUUUGGUGAUUCAAGGCGCCGGAGCCGGCAACGACACGACUGCAGCCGGUGUUCUUGCAGACAUCCUCGACUUGCAGGAUCUUUUUCCUUGA
Molecule: messenger RNA, 987 nt
Organism: Arabis nemorensis
Lineage: Eukaryota; Viridiplantae; Streptophyta; Magnoliopsida; Brassicales; Brassicaceae
Source: the annotation of a GenBank genome assembly